Mollisia scopiformis is the source of this 2933-nucleotide messenger RNA. Its product is annotated as DNA repair protein. The transcript has 2 exons. NCBI's taxonomy places the organism in Eukaryota, Fungi, Ascomycota, Leotiomycetes, Helotiales, Mollisiaceae. Gene Ontology annotation, molecular function: damaged DNA binding; single-stranded DNA binding; single-stranded DNA endonuclease activity. Gene Ontology annotation, cellular component: nucleotide-excision repair factor 1 complex. Gene Ontology annotation, biological process: resolution of meiotic recombination intermediates; double-strand break repair via homologous recombination; nucleotide-excision repair involved in interstrand cross-link repair. Bases 132 to 2933 code for a protein of 933 amino acids. The record is from RefSeq and is a predicted model, not a curated record.
AGUUGAAACGUACUUUUUGGACGCGUUUUUGAGGAAUCAAGAUUAUCCUUUGCGAACAGCCGAAUUACUUGUCGCCAUCCUUGUGCGACUUUACACGUCGACGCUCUGGAUGACGAUGAGUGCCUCUGAGAAUGAGCGCGAACGGUGACCAGCAGCCUGUGAAGCUGUCCCUCCCACUGAAAUAUCAACAAGAGCUUUUCCAGGAGCUGCGUGAAAAGGAUGAGCUCGUAGUCAUUGCCCGCGGGCUUGGCCUCCUCCGUCUUGUCACGAAUCUCCUCCAUUCUUACGAUGCAGCCGGGAACAACCUAAUACUGGUGGUGGGGGCCGACGACAGAGAGAAUGGAUGGCUUGGAGAAGCCCUGGCGGAACAUGCUGCGAUCAGCAUGGCGCCGAAGGCCAGAGGCCUGAGUGUUGUAAAUACAGACGUGAUGAGUGUGGGGACAAGAGAGAAGAUGUAUGCGCAAGGCGGCAUAUUCAGCAUAACUUCGAGGAUUCUCGUGGUCGACCUUUUGACCAGUCUGCUGAACCCGGAGACUAUUACUGGACUUGUGGUAUUACAUGCCGAUCGGAUCGUGGCCACUUCUUUGGAAGCUUUCAUCUUGCGGAUAUAUAGGCAGCGGAACAAGGUUGGUUUCCUUAAAGCAUUUUCAGACAAUCCAGAACCCUUUGCAACUGGGUUCGCGCCACUCUCUACAAUGAUGCGCAACCUAUUUCUUCGCAAUGUGUCUCUAUGGCCACGAUUUCAAGUGGUGGUCGCGCAGGCAUUAGAAGGCAAGAAGAAAGCGGAAGUUAUCGAGCUCGAAGUUCCCAUGUCCGACUCCAUGCGGGACAUUCAAAAUGCUAUCAUGGAGUGCGUGGAAGUCAGUAUUGGAGAACUCAAGAAGAGCAAUACGGGUCUAGAGAUGGAAGAUUGGAACGUCGACAGCGCUCUUCACAAGCAAUUCGACAUGGUCAUCAGAAGACAGCUCGAUCCCGUGUGGCAUAGAGUCAGUUGGAAGACCAAGCAGAUUGUCAAUGAUCUGACCGUCUUGCGAGGCAUGUUACAUACACUACUCACCUAUGACGCUGUCUCUUUCAACCGACAUUUAGAUACUAUCUUGGCUGCGCACUCCCCGCCCCCAGGAUCUACGAGACAAAACCAGUCUCCAUGGCUAUUCCUUGACGCUGCCCAUACCAUAUUUGACACCGCCAAGCGAAGGGUCUAUACUGGCAAAGCCCAAGGAGACAACCAAGAUGUUGAGUCUUUGCGACCUGUUCUUGAAGAACAACCUAAGUGGGCUGUCCUUGCCGAGGUUCUAGAUGAGAUUGAUCGGGACCUCUACUUCAAUCCUAUUGUCAGAGACGAUUCCAAUGGAACGAUCCUGAUAAUGUGUACGGAUACGGCGCAGUGUCGUCAACUACGAGAAUACCUUCAAAAUAUGCACGUACGGCCAGAACAGUCCACUGCGGAGGAUGAAGAGGUAGACGAUGAACCAUCUGCCGCUUUCAUGAUGAAGAGGAAGCUCAUUAAUUAUCUGAAGUGGAAGAAGGAAUUUGCAAAGAUCAGCGCAGCUCUGUUUGCUGAGAAUCAGAAAGAAUUGAAUGGUACGAGCACCACUAAAUCCACGGCGAACAAUAGCUUCCGAGGGAAAGCUCCGGCGAACAAGAGGAGACGAGUCAGAGGCGGCGGAAAUACUGGAUCUGGCUCCUCUCGAGCUGCAAACGGCAGCAUUUUGGCCUCAGAAGAUAAACCUCUUGAGGUUGCAACGCUUAUUUCAGAAAUACAGCCUACCGGAGCAGAGACUGCUCAGAAAGAAGACAUAGUAGCAGAUCCGUUGGAUGACAUGGAGGACUACUAUCAAUUAUACGAUAUGCAAGAUCUGGUCGUCAUCCAUGCUUAUGAUGGAGACAUGGAUGAGCACGUCCUGGAGGAGGUCAAGCCUCGUUAUAUCAUUAUGUACGAGCCAGACACUUCUUUUGUUCGCCGAGUGGAGGUCUACCGGUCAUCACAUAACGAUCGCAAUGUCCGGGUGUACUUUUUGUACUACGGUGGUUCGGUAGAAGAGCAGCGUUAUCUUUCAUCUGUUCGACGCGAGAAAGAUGCGUUUACGAAGCUAAUUAAGGAGAAAUCGAGCAUGUCUGUAGUCAUGACUCUUGACGCACAUGGCAUCGAAGACCCCCAAGAAGCCUUUCUACGGACCAUCAACACUCGCAUAGCAGGCGGUGGCCGUCUUGCUGCCACGGCUCAACCACCUCGGGUGGUUGUUGAUGUGCGAGAGUUUCGUUCCUCGCUACCCUCGCUUCUGCAUGGUCGUUCUAUGGUCAUUGUGCCAUGUAUGCUAACCGUUGGCGAUUACAUCCUCUCGCCCAGUAUAUGCGUUGAAAGAAAGUCGAUUAAGGAUCUGAUUUCGUCGUUCAAAGAUGGACGUCUGUAUAACCAGGCAGAGACCAUGCAACUACACUACAAAAGUCCUAUGCUCCUGAUCGAAUUCGACCAAAACAAAUCCUUCACUCUCGAACCUUUCGCCGAUUUAUCGGGUUCUUUGUCCUCUAUGUCGGCCUCAAACGCAAGUUCAGAUCUUCAAUCUAAAUUAGUUCUUCUCACGCUUGCAUUCCCUCGACUUAAGAUCAUCUGGUCAUCAUCGCCCUAUCAGACAGCGGAAAUUUUCGAAUCGCUCAAGACCCAGCAACCAGAACCGGAUCCCAUCGCUGCAGUCAAAAUUGGUCUCGAAGGUGGCCAGAGAGCCGAGGAUCAGAGCUUCAACAGAGAACCGCAAGACAUGUUGAGGAUCGUGCCCGGAGUGACAGGAAAGAAUAUCAAGAACUUGAUAGUUGAGAUAGGAAGUCUCAAAGAAGUUGCCAAUGCUACUGUCGAGGAGCUAGAGCCUGCUGUUGGCAAAGAAGCUGGGAGGCAGAUACAUAGAUUUUUCAAUAAGAGUGUGCUAGAUGGCUGA